Siniperca chuatsi (mandarin fish) is the source of this 5002-nucleotide messenger RNA. RefSeq names its product frizzled class receptor 4 (gene fzd4). Gene Ontology annotation, cellular component: plasma membrane. Gene Ontology annotation, biological process: non-canonical Wnt signaling pathway; canonical Wnt signaling pathway; retina vasculature morphogenesis in camera-type eye. Bases 465 to 2066 code for a protein of 533 amino acids. The record is from RefSeq and is a predicted model, not a curated record. Lineage: Eukaryota; Metazoa; Chordata; Actinopteri; Centrarchiformes; Sinipercidae. Gene Ontology annotation, molecular function: Wnt receptor activity; Wnt-protein binding. The transcript is spliced from 6 exons.
UGGGCUCUCCUCUGAACUGGCAAAACAGUCUCUCCUCACAGACACAAUAAAGUUUAGAGCUGGACGCUCGCAGGCAGUACGCGCAAAACCGGACGGCUGUAUCUCGUCGCUGCGCUGCGCUUCUCCACACGGAGUUCUUAACGGGAAACAACGCAAGAAGGACUGUGGGAUUUAUCCAAAUGUAGGUUGUUUUUUUAAACUGCAGAUGCACGCACUGUUCUAACUGAAAACACGCGCUUUUGAUUACGCACCUCUCUCGUAAUGAUUCACUGCGGCUUUCUGGAUGUUUUAAUCUACUGAAUGGCUCCGAGUUGGAUAUUAUAGCCUCCGAAACGCAUGGACUACACGCGCUCCACUCCGGCUGGACUAUAAACUCGCGCUGCGGUUUCCAGGGCGACCAAACCUAACUUGGUGUUUGAGGAGAAAUCAGCUGUGCCAACAUUUACAGAGAGGGCAGAGUGACCAUGCCCGGGAUGAUGUUGUCGCUCGGCGGAGCAGCCUUGCUCGUCUUGUGCGGGCUGGUCGGUCCGCUCUGCGUGGUGCACGCUUUCGGCGACGAAGUGGAGGAAAUGACCUGCGACCCGAUCCGGAUCAGCAUGUGCCAGGGCCUCGGUUACAACGUCACCAAGAUGCCCAAUCUGGUCGGCAACGUGCUGCAGUCGGACGCCGAGCUGCAGCUGACCACGUUCACACCGCUCAUACAGUACGGCUGCUCCAGCCAACUCAAGUUCUUCCUGUGCUCAGUCUAUGUGCCAAUGUGCACAGACAAAGUUCCCAUCCCCAUUGGUCCAUGUGGUAGCAUGUGUCUGUCCGUCAAGAGAAAAUGCCUCCCAGUGCUCCACGAGUUUGGCUUCAUAUGGCCUGAGGUGCUCAACUGCAGCCUCUUCCCACCUCAGAACGACCACAACCACAUGUGCAUGGAGGGUCCCGGGGACGAGGACCCGCCCUACCAGCCCGUCCGCCAUCCUCCCCACCAGGAGGAGUGUCAGGCCCUGGGAUCUGCACCUGACCAGUAUACCUGGUUAAAACAGACCGAAAGCUGUACUCUCCAGUGUGGCUAUGACAGCGGGCUCUACCGACGAGGGGCCAAAGUCUUCACAGACGCGUGGAUGGUGGUGUGGGCUGUGCUGUGCUUCCUGUCGACCACUCUGACUGUCCUGACGUUUCUGUUGGAUUCACAGCGCUUCUCCUAUCCCGAAAGGCCCAUCAUCUUCCUAUCUAUGUGCUGUAAUCUGUACAGUGUUGCUUACCUGGUGCGGUUGACUCUGGGGAGGGAGCGUGUUUCCUGUGACCUGGAUGCCACCGCAGUACCAAUUCUGGUCCAAGAAGGGUUAAAGAGCACUGGAUGUGCCAUAGUGUUCCUCCUGCUCUAUUUCUUUGGCAUGGCUUCCUCACUCUGGUGGGUGAUUCUGACCCUCACUUGGUUCUUGGCUGCUGGACUGAAGUGGGGCCACGAGGCCAUUGAAAUGCACAGCUCCUACUUCCACAUAGCAGCCUGGGCCAUCCCAGCCGUCAAAACCAUCGUCAUCCUCAUAAUGAGGCUGGUGGAUGCAGACGACCUGACCGGACUCUGCUAUGUUGGCAACCAGCAACAGGAGGCGCUCACGGGCUUUGUGGUGGCACCACUGGCAACAUACCUUCUAAUAGGCACUCUGUUUAUCUGUGCUGGCCUAGUGGCUCUUUUCAAGAUCCGCUCCAAUCUCCAGAAAGAUGGUGCCAAAACAGACAAGUUGGAGCGUUUAAUGGUGAAGAUCGGAGUGUUUUCUGUUCUCUACACUGUCCCAGCAUCCACCGUCAUUGGCUGUUACCUCUACCAGCUCUCUCACUGGGGGGAGUUCAGGGCCAGCCCCCGGGACUCAUAUGUGGUAUCAGAGAUGCUUCGAAUCUUCAUGUCACUGCUUGUAGGAAUCACGUCUGGCAUGUGGAUCUGGUCAGCAAAAACCCUCCACACCUGGCAGCGCUGCUCUGCCCGCCUGCUCAGGGACAGCAGGGCGAGCCGAGGGGGCAAGAGGGCACCGGGCGAGGGCUGGAUCAAACCAGGGAAAGGCAACGAGACAGUGGUGUGAGGAGAAAGAAAGAGAGAACGGACGGGAAUGGACUUCUACCUGCUUCUCUCUCACUUACAGAACCUCACUCUGCCAAACGAAAGAUGGAGAUGUCAGAGGAAAAAAGAUGAGGGAGAUGUGACACAGGAACAAGAGUUUCUCAAGGAAGCCACUGGAUGUAAUGGCAUCAUAAAAGCUCGCUGAGAGGCUGUAAACAUGUCUCAUCCCCCUCUAAGUGACUCGGUGCCUCUAACAGGGGAUAAGGGGGAGAAAAGUGGAGGAUCGGGUCGUACAUAAGUAGCCACAGUAACCUCUCUACCUCUGUUAGACUUCCUUUGCCCAGAGAGACAGAGAAAGCAAAAAAUGAAGGAAAAAGAGAGACGGGAAAGGCAGAAGAGAAGCAUCAAUAUGCAGACCAGACACACCGAUAAGCUGUGUAGCACCACGUCUACCUCUCUGUCUCUCUUUUCUCCAGAGCCCUCAGCGGAAGAGACUGAACCUGCUGGAUACAGUAACCCUUAUAAUGUUGGGUCUUUUUAAGGUCUUUUUGAAGUUUUGAAUUUUACACUGGAGGGUCCUGGUGCAGACAUUACACAGAUGUAGGUUGAUGUUUCCCAAAAGCAUCUGACAACCAAGUUCCUGUGGGUUUUUAUGUCCACACUGGAAAAUAAAAAACUAAAUACCAGACCAAAAGUAAAAUCUGAUAAAAACAUAUAAAAUAUGGCCGUAAAUCUGUGACGUGUUUACAUUUGAACAUUAUUAUACAUUUUUGUAAAUUAUUACCUUUUGUACAAUAUAAAAGAGAAGGUGAUUUUAUUGCUCAGAAUGUUUUGGGAAACCAGCUCUAAGCUGUAAUAAUGCACUAUAAUUAUAUACAAUAUGUGAAGUGUCUGCACUUGUCACAGGUGCAUUACCAGGGACGGCAGUGAUGGAAGGGUCAGGGUUACCUUUAAAACAUGGAGAGUUUGGUCAGUUUUCAUCAUGAAUGCUGCAGAAAAAAUAACUAAUGUGGUUUAUUGCUCAAAUAAGUAAAAGUCAAUUCACGAUCACUUGUCUUAAAUAUUGUGAAAGCAGAGAAACAUAAUGAGAGAUUAUUUUUUUAAUCUGUUUUGUACAUUUAGGUAAAGUCUGUGUUAGCUAUUAAGUCAUACCGCAAUGAAUCCUGGGAGCCCCCCAGCUGUGCCUUUUAUGGACCCAUAAAUGUGGAAGCGGUAAGGCAUCUGGGAAAUGUAGGCCUGUGUGUUUUACCUCAGUGGUCUAUGAGAAGCUCAGCUAACUCCCAAUGAUGUGUGCUGUCUUUUUGGAAAUGCUGCACUGAAUAUGCUCUUGAGUUACCAUGAAAUCCAGGAAAUCAAAUUAUUCCCUCUGCCCUCUUUUUCAAACAUCGGACCCGAGGCAGGUUAAAGAAUUAGAGCUUAUUAGACAAUCACUUGCCAAAAGACACAUUAUGCAAUAACAAAGUGCUGUCACAGACACAUGCACAUAUAUGCAGAUAUACGCACAUGAAGGAAUCAGUUCCCACGGAUCUCACCCACCAGCUUAUAUAUGAACAAGUUAUGAUCACUAUCAGAGACACCAGAAAUAAGAGGUCAUAUCGGCCUAACUUUGUCUCCUUUCAGUCUGUUUACAUGUUUCUCUCAGUUUCUGUUUAAAUCAUUUCAGUUUGAUGAGGCCAUCACAGAAGCACAAUGAAAUUGGCACUAUUAAUUGGCGUGUCUGUUCAGCCUGGAUAUCUGUAUGUCUGUCUGUCUGAUGCUCUCAUUGGCCCACAGCCUGCCUGUUUCUCUUUAUCCUUGUCUGCUGCAUCAUGGCUCGUUUCCCAGACAAUCAAGUCGUCCCUGGAAAAGAUUAUUGUACGUUACAUUUCAGAAUUUCAUGGAUGAUAAGAGAUGAGAUUUCUAUUCAUGGUCUCAAGUGGUGCAUUUUGUUGAUAAUAGGCAUCUCCCACCAUUUAAUCCCUCUCAAUAACUGCUUAUAGAAUGUACUAUAAGUUUUAAUUAAGUUAUUCCUGGUCCUGACUCGUCACAUCUUACUGCUGCAUUCACCAAAUUCUGCAACCGCUCCUGUGUACCGUAUAUUUGCCUGACAAUCUAUCUAGCAAAGCUCUUGCGUUUCAGUGAGUCUUUGAAUGUAUAAUACGUGGGGUGUGUGUCACAUUAUGCCUUCUACAUUUAAGUAGACUAAAGAAAAUCUUGGUUCUGGGCUAUUUAAAUGUAUAAGGGCUUGAAUAAUUUGGAGCUUUGCCCCCCUGUGUGUCAUCUGAAACCAGAUAGUGCCUCACACAGCCUGUCACAGGUAUUUUUUUAAAUUAAUGUUUAGAAUGGGACAGAAAAUCAUUUUCAAAGUGUGGGCUGCCCCGGGAAAUAUGUUAAAUGUAACAUCACCCUUAUUGCAUUCAAAGAUACUUUUAGUGGUUCUGGUGAAACCUAGAACCCUGAAAAACCAGUGUUUCUCAAACCAGCAUACUUUGGCACACUUAUUAAAUUUCCAGUUAAACAAACAUUACAUUGAGUUCAAGUGAAUUAAAUUAACCUUUGACCACCUCCCCCUCUGAGCUAAUGCAGUUUCCCUCUUAAACUGUCUUAACGUUUUGGCCAUCUACUCUCGUAUGACCGCACUGAGCUUCAGGUGACAUUUCCAAACAAUCACUGAAUAGUUGUGCCUUGAAACAGAGAGAGUGUGUGCCACGGCCUAUGAGAACCAAUGGUAGUGCAGAUUUAUAAAAGUCCAUAUAUGAAUCAGUGUUGGGGGGGGGUCAGUUCACCAACACUGAUCGUAGCCUUUAAGGUCUAACUGUUCCUUUGUGUAGACUCGUCUUGAUGAUGUCAUCAAUGUAUUAUAAAGAAAUAGCUAAUUUAUCCUUGUAAAAAAGUGACAAAUUUUAAAACUUGUUUGUUAUUUAAAAACACUUUUGUAUCAGAAGAAGAUGAUGAAUAAAAACUUUUUGGUUUCCAAUA